AUUAGAAAAAAAAUGUAAAUGCAAAGGUUAUUGCCAGUUCGCAGAUGUAAUUUAAAGAAGCAAGAAUGGGUCGUAAAAAUGUGUUGUCUUUAAAAGAAAAAAUAGAAAUUAUUAAUGCUGCGCAUAAAGAAAAUCUAUAUGUUAGGGGUGCUGUGAUUAAAUUUAGUAUUAGCAAAACUCAAGCUGCGGAAGUCUUAAAAAAUAAAGAUGAAUUAAAAUUAAAAUGGUGCUCUGGCGGAAAUUUAAACACCAAACGGAGAUUUAUUGGUUCUAAUGGGUCGCAAAUAGACAAGUUGUGUCUGAAUUGGUUUGCACAAGUAAGAAAUAAAAGAAUUCCAAUAUCAGGGCCAAUUAUAAAAGCAAAAGCCCUUGAAAUCGCACAGCAGUUAGGCGUAACUAAUUUCAAUGCUUCGGAUGGUUGGCUCGAAAAAUGGGAAAAAAGAAACAACAUCAGCUUCAAAAGCAUUCAAGGCGAAGCGGCGUCUGUUAAUUUAAAAGCUCGACCAAUUUUUGCAAAAAAUCCCUACCAUGCUGCUUGGUUAUAAACCAGAAGAUAUCUAUAAUGCUGAUGAAACCAGACCUUGACUUUUAAGGGAGAAACUUGUGUAGGUGGAAAACUAGCCAAAGAACGGCUAACAGUUGUAUUUUGUAUAAACAUGGCUGGCGAAAAGCAGCAGAUGCUAGUCAUUGGUAAAGCUGCCCACCGGCGUGUUUUUAAAAACAUAAAUGUGAAGGAUUUGCCAGCUAUUUGGAAAUCGAAUCG
This is a messenger RNA of Rhagoletis zephyria (snowberry fruit fly), 763 nucleotides long. RefSeq names its product tigger transposable element-derived protein 3-like. Lineage: Eukaryota; Metazoa; Arthropoda; Insecta; Diptera; Tephritidae. Gene Ontology annotation, molecular function: DNA binding. Gene Ontology annotation, cellular component: nucleus. The record is from RefSeq and is a predicted model, not a curated record.